Messenger RNA from Guyanagaster necrorhizus, 328 nucleotides. RefSeq lists its product as uncharacterized. The record is from RefSeq and is a predicted model, not a curated record. The transcript has 2 exons. NCBI's taxonomy places the organism in Eukaryota, Fungi, Basidiomycota, Agaricomycetes, Agaricales, Physalacriaceae. The annotation marks the transcript as partial.
UCGCCAGUACCUUCGCCUUCCUACAUGUCCGGCACCUCACUGACAUCGACGUGACCUGGGUGAGUCUCUGGUGCUAUAGGUCCAUCACUAUCCACCGACGAAGCAAUCGAUAUUAUGCCACUCUGAUCGCCUACGAAUUGAGAGUUCACAACGGCUGGAGUGCUGACAGGCCUGUCGACACUGACAAGAUGGAUUGCCCGAAGAUCGAGCGCAAGAGAGUCGUCACCCGUGACACCUGCUUCUAUUGUACUGCGGGCGACUAGAAGAACACCAGUGUCAUCGAUACGCAUCGCACCAAUCUCGCUCGGAGGGGUGGAGCCUAGCCAUG